This is a messenger RNA of Procambarus clarkii (red swamp crayfish), 624 nucleotides long. The record is from RefSeq and is a predicted model, not a curated record. Lineage: Eukaryota; Metazoa; Arthropoda; Malacostraca; Decapoda; Cambaridae.
AUGACAGUGGGAGCAGCUGCCACCACCACCACCACCUCCAGCACGGAACAGCAGCACACAGUAGCAGGAGCGAGGGAUGGUGCUGGAGAGGCACCAGUGGAUGGGUCUGGGCUGCAGGUGGGGGAUAGGGGCGAGGAGGAGGGUGCAGAUAGCGCCGAGUUAGGGGGAGCGGCGGCGCUGGCCGGGGCGGCGCUGGCCGGGGCGGCGCUGGCCGGGGCGGCGCUGGCCGGGGCGGCGCUGGCCGGGGCGGCGCUGGCCGGGGCGGUGCUGGCCGGGGCGGUGCUGGCCGGGGCGGUGCUGGCCGGGGCGGCGCUGGCCGGGGCGGUGCUGGCCGGGGCGGUGCUGGCCGGGGCGGCGCUGGCCGGGGCGGCGCUGGCCGGGGCGGUGCUGGCCGGGGCGGUGCUGGCCGGGGCGGUGCUGGCCGAGGCGGUGCUGGCCGGGGCGGCGCUGGCCGAGGCGGUGCUGGCCGGGGCGGUGCUGGCCGAGGCGGUGCGGGGUGCUGGCCGGGGCGGUGCUGGCCGGGGCGGUGCUGGCCGAGGCGGGGCACGCCCCAUCCCCCCACAGUCACCAGUCAUGAUAAUUACUUGUGUUCACCGGGGCAUUACUAGCAGGUACGGAGAGUGA